Molecule: messenger RNA, 492 nt
Organism: Castor canadensis (American beaver)
Lineage: Eukaryota; Metazoa; Chordata; Mammalia; Rodentia; Castoridae
Gene: Aard
Product: alanine and arginine rich domain containing protein
Source: RefSeq, a predicted model, not a curated record
AUGGGACUGGCGGACUGUGGUCACUGCAGACAUAAAUUCCCCCGGAGGCUCCUUGGAGUCCCAGGCAGAGUUGGGCUUUGGCCUCCAGCGCCGCGUCCCGCUCACGGCAUCGCUGGGGGUGGCAGAAGCAACGACUUGCGGGAGCAGGGCCCCGCCACCAACCAGCUGCUGGAGGACCUCGGGCGGCGGCUCGCGCGCGCCUUCCAGCCGGCAGUGCAAGCCGGGGCUCGGCGAGCGCGGGAGGCGGCGGCUGCAGCGCGGGACCAGCAGAGCUGGGCGCGCGUCGAGUGCGCACUGGCCGCAUUGCGCUCAGAGCUGCUGGAAAUGCGUUUCCAAAGCCAUCAACUGGCCAAAACUUUACUGGAUUUAAACAUGAAAAUGCAGCAGUUGGCAAAGGAGCAAGAACUGGAAGCUGCAUUGGAAUCUCAAAGCCCAGAAGAUAAUGCUAUGAAUCUGGAACAUGGAAAUUCACAGUUGAAUUCUGACUCCUAA